UAAUUUCCCGGAAUGUCGUAUUUGUUUGUCGAUAUAAUAUCAUUUAAAUAAAAAUUGAUACAAACAAACAAAAAAUGUCAAAAUUUUUAGUCAACUUAUUUAUGCUGAAAACCCGACUACUGGUUCAAACAUAUACUGUUACUACACUACCGAUAUAUUAUUUGCUACAUAAGCCAUGGCAACGGCUCCGUGAGUUGGACAGUCUAGCGCCUAAAGGUACUGUCCAUAAGACACCGGCCGGCGAAACCAUAUACCGGGGCUAUCAGUCAAUACAACCGCAUGCCGUACUCCUAGGCUAUCGAUCGAUGGCCGAAAUGUUGGCCAAUAUGGACAAACACUAUGCUGCCGAUCGGCCAAUGCUCGGUAAACGUGAUAUCAUUAGGGAAGUUGUCGAGACCGACCAAAACGGAAACUUGUGUACAGCCAAUGGAAAGCCAUCCAAAAAACUGAUACUAAGCGACAGUUAUCGAUGGCUAACACUAAGCCAAGUACUCGAACGGGUAGACAAUUUGGCUAAAGGUUUGGCCAAAUCUGGUGUCUCCAGUGGCGACCCAAUUAUCAUAUGGGCCGAUACCCGACUUGAAUGGUUUCUUACGGCACUGGCACUGAUGAAACUGGACGCCAAAAUUGUUACAUUGCUCUCAAAUUUAGGUAGCUCAGGGAUCAUACAUGGCAUCACACAAACUGAAGCAAAAACCAUAAUAACGACUAUAGAUAUGUUACCGAAACUAAACGAUUUCAUUGAAAGGGUACCUAAUCUCCAAUCUAUUGUCUAUAUUAAAAACACUGACCGGGAUGUAUACGCUGGCAAUCCCUUUCCUUCGGGUGUCGCUCUCCGGUCGAUGGAUAAGCUGGAAGAGUUGGGCCGCAACAUACCUGAGCCGCUCGGCUAUCGGUUGCCAGAAAAUUUGAACGACACAACACUGAUUAUGUAUACGUCAGGUACUACUGGCCAACCGAAAGCUGUAUGCAUAUCCCAUCAUCAGCUAUACUCCAGUGCCCGAUCACUGUUGAGCGUUACCACCAACGAUAUGACCAACGAUGUCGACCGACAUAUCCAUAUAUCUUACUUACCGUUGGCUCAUAUGUUAGGCUUUUCGUUGGACUCGUUUUGCUUUUUCUGUGGCGUCAAAAUAGGCUACAGUUCUCCAUUUACAUUGACCGAUACAUCGCCAAACUUGGCCAGUGGCCAACAGGGCGAUCUAAAAUUACUUAAGCCAACAUCUAUGCCGGCCGUACCGCUUGUGUUGGACCGACUGCUCAAAGAUAUCAACGAAAAAAUACGGUCGGCGUCGCCAAUAGCCGGUCCUCUGUUUGCUUAUCUAAUGCAAUAUAAGAUACGUUGGACUCAGAGAGGCUAUCGGACGCCGAUAAUCAAUAGGCUGUUAACCAAUCGGAUCAGUGAGGCUAUGGGCGGCCAAUUGGAGCAGUUUAUGAUAGGUGGGGCCCCAUUGAAUCCACAUAUCAAUGCCUUAAUGAGAGCUGCACUAAAUCUUAAGCGUUUAUCGAUUGGAUACGGUGCCACCGAAACAACUAGCGGUGCUAUCGGUACGUAUGGCAACGAUUUUCAAUACGAAUCGGUUGGCUGUCCUGUUUACGGUAUCGACAUAAAACUGGUCGACUGGCCAGAGGGAGGCUAUUUGACUACCGAUCGGCCACGAGCUAGGGGUGAGAUACUGAUCGGCGGCGAUAUUGUUAGCAAUGGCUACUUCAAAGAACCAGAGCUGACGGCACAGGUGUUUCAAGUGGACAGUGACGGCCAGCGAUGGUUUCAAACGGGAGAUAUUGCCGAAGUUAGCGACGACGGUAUGUUCAAAAUAAUUGACCGCAAAAAAGAUCUGUCAAAACUGUCUAAUGGAGAGUAUGUAUCAUUGGGAAAGAUUGAAGGGACACUAAAAUCAUGCGAUUUUGUCGACAAUAUAUGUAUUGUUGUUAACAGCGAAUACAGCAAUUGUGUAGCACUGGUAACACCUAAUCGUCGGGCUAUCCAUAAACUGGCCAAACAAUUGGGACUAAUUAACAACAGUGAUAGUAAUAAUAAUUGGGAACAACUGUGUAUUGAUAGUCAAAUUGUCGACACUGUACUCCAAGGUCUAGCCGAUACUGGCCAACAAAAUGGUUUGACCCGCUUGGAGAUACCAGUGCGCUGUAGACUAUGUCCUGAGGAGUGGUCACCCGAUAACGGUAUGAUUACAGCGGCCAUGAAAUUGAAGCGCAAUGUUGUUAUGGAUUACUAUAAACCAGAUAUCAAUGCAAUGUUUGAUACAAUUCAAUGAUUAAUAAUUAUUUAGGUUUUAAAAAAUGUUUUUUUUAUUAAAUAU
Oppia nitens is the source of this 2321-nucleotide messenger RNA. Its product is annotated as long-chain-fatty-acid--CoA ligase 4-like. NCBI's taxonomy places the organism in Eukaryota, Metazoa, Arthropoda, Arachnida, Sarcoptiformes, Oppiidae. Gene Ontology annotation, molecular function: palmitoyl-CoA ligase activity. The record is from RefSeq and is a predicted model, not a curated record. The transcript is spliced from 7 exons. Gene Ontology annotation, cellular component: plasma membrane; lipid droplet; endoplasmic reticulum. Gene Ontology annotation, biological process: neuron differentiation; long-chain fatty acid metabolic process; long-chain fatty-acyl-CoA metabolic process. The coding region runs from base 75 to 2276 and encodes 733 amino acids.